CCCGCGUUUUAUGCAUGCAAACGCCAAAUAAACUUAAAUUAAAUUAAAAUCAUGCCGGAAGAGCCAGAAGUUGUGGUUGUGGAUAAACGCAACAAUUUGCCCUGGAUUGAGAAAUACAGACCAGUCAAGUUUGAGGAAAUUGUGGGCAAUGAGGAUACUGUGGCGCGCUUAUCUGUUUUCUCCACACAGGGAAAUUCACCCAAUAUUAUUAUUGCGGGACCACCUGGUGUGGGCAAGACGACAACAAUUCAGUGCUUGGCCCGCAUAUUGCUGGGGGAGAGUUACAAGGAUGCGGUGCUGGAAUUAAACGCCUCCAAUGAGCGUGGAAUUGAUGUGGUUCGCAACAAGAUCAAGAUGUUUGCCCAGCAGAAAGUAACGCUGCCCCGCGGCAGGCAUAAGAUUGUCAUCCUGGACGAGGCGGACAGCAUGACGGAGGGUGCACAGCAAUCUCUGCGUCGUACCAUGGAAAUCUACAGCAAUACGACAAGAUUUGCACUCGCCUGUAAUACGAGCGAGAAGAUCAUUGAACCAAUACAAUCGCGUUGUGCCAUGCUGCGAUUCACCAAGCUGUCGGAUGCCCAGGUGUUGGCCAAGUUAAUCGAAGUGUGUCAGCUGGAGCAGCUCAAGUAUGAGGAGGAUGGACUGGAGGCGAUCGUAUUUACGGCCCAAGGUGACAUGCGACAGGCACUCAACAAUCUGCAGUCGACGGCACAGGGAUUUGGUGAUAUAACGGGCACAAAUGUGUUCAAGGUGUGCGAUGAACCGCAUCCCAUGCUGCUCCAGGACAUGCUGCAGCAUUGUGCCGCCAAUGACAUCCACAAGGCAUACAAGAUAUUAGCCAAACUGUGGCGCCUUGGCUAUGCACCUGAGGAUAUUAUUGGCAACAUAUUUCGUGUCUGCAAACGCCUGAAUGUCGAUGAGCAAAUGAAGUUGAACUUUAUUCGAGAGAUUGGCAUUACACACAUGAAGAUUGUGGACGGUUGUAAUUCCCUUCUGCAGCUAACUAGCUUGCUGGCUCGGCUUUGCAUGGUCGCUGAGUCUCAUUAGCAGUCGCAUUUCCCAUUAAAACUAACUCAUUUUAAUUUUAAGCUCACACAUUUUAAAUAAAUGCAAAAUACACUUUA
Drosophila innubila is the source of this 1124-nucleotide messenger RNA. RefSeq names its product replication factor C subunit 2 (gene RfC4). Gene Ontology annotation, biological process: DNA-templated DNA replication; DNA repair. The coding region runs from base 52 to 1047 and encodes 331 amino acids. The record is from RefSeq and is a predicted model, not a curated record. The transcript is spliced from 2 exons. Gene Ontology annotation, molecular function: ATP hydrolysis activity; DNA clamp loader activity; ATP binding. NCBI's taxonomy places the organism in Eukaryota, Metazoa, Arthropoda, Insecta, Diptera, Drosophilidae. Gene Ontology annotation, cellular component: DNA replication factor C complex; nucleus.